UAUUUUAGUUUUUUGCAGUGAAGCUGAAACUCUUACAGAAAGGGAUGAUGAAUGAGCUGAAUAGGUUUUCUGUAUUAGAAGAGAAACUAGGCCACCGGAGCACAACAGUCAUAAAUAAUGCAAGACCUGGCAUUUGGUUUUUGUUUUGCAGACAUCAUUGAAGCGCCACUGCACUUCCUGCAGCGGAGAGAGAACAGGUUUAACGUCUGAAGAAGAAGGCAAAAGAGGAGGUCUGGGGGGGAGGACCUGUUAGAGGGGGAGGUUUAAAGAGGAGAGAGCGAGAGGAGGUGGAGUCAUAACAGAGGAAAGCAGAGCGGUGCGCUUUCAGAGAGGACAGAAGCGGAUACAUCUGAGCAGAAACUGUCGCCUUCUAAAGAUGGAUUUAAGUUUUCUCCAAGUUCUGGAGAGAGAACGCGUCCUGGAGGUUCUUCACAGAGACAAACAUCUGCGGAAGAUUGAAGAGGAGAGGAUCAGGAAGAUGAAGUGCGAUCUGCAGGACCUACGGAGGAAGGGCGCAAAGAGCUACGCCCGGCAGUACGGGGAGAGGACCUGCGCCCGGUGCCAGAGGCCUCUGGGGAAGUUCUGGAACACCGGCGCCGUGUGCCGCGGCUGCAGCCACCGCAUCUGCAGCCGGUGCCGUGUGGGGGUUGCAGACUGGAAGUGCACCGUGUGCCAUGCUUACAGGGAAGUGAAGAUCAGAUCAGGAGAAUGGUUUCUGGAAGAAAAGGCAAAGAAAUUUUCUGCCACCAAAGACAAAUAUGAGACAGUGGGAGAGAAACUACUGAACCUCUACACUGUGCAGAGACACAUAUCCGUUGUGCCUCCAACUCCUCCACCUCACCUGGAACAGGAUUUUAGAGGCAAAUUUAGGGAACUGAAGAAUUCAAAGGCUUUUGCACAAUCUAUGGAGGAUCUUAAGGAUUGCUUCAAGAGUCACAUUAGAAAAUUUUCCAAUUCUCAACAUGAUGUAAGAGGAGACCUGCUGACAGUUGACCUAAACCAAAAGGGGACAUGUUUUCGCUACAGCACCCAAAAGAGCCUGUCAGACACGGACAUCAGCAAAUCUUGCUCCCUCUCUAAACGUGAAAGUCUUCCAAACUUGUUCAAGAAAAGCAAAGACAGCGACCACGAAGGUUCAUCUACCGGUGCAGAGGAAGAAACCUCAUUUAGCUCAGAGCACUCUUUCAAUCACAGAGGCAGCAUCAGUAGCAUUGGCACCGAGAGUGGCGUCUUUGAGGGCAUCCUUGUAACCGGGGAGAUGGAGCUCGCCGUGGCCUACAACAGCAGCAGCUCCUGUCUGGAAAUCACAGUGGGCGCCUGCAGAAACCUGACGUACGGAAACAGCAAGAAGAAGAAGAGUCACCCAUACGUGAAACUCUACGUGCUGCCGGACAAGAACAGUAAACUGAAGACAGCGGUGAAGAAAAACACGACCGACCCUGUUUAUAAUGAGGUUUUUAAGUAUAAUAUAGAGCGCCAUCUGCUGUUUGGAAAGAGACUGCAGGCAUCUGUUUGGCAUUCAGGGCCCCUGAAAAGGAAAGUGUUUCUGGGUGAGGUGCUGCUUCCUCUGGACGGCUGGAGACAAGAGAACAGCACCUUCCAAGGCCUCUACUGGUACCCGCUGUGUCCGAAGACUGAGACUGGCACAGCAGAGUACAAUGGUCACUGAACCGCCUACCAUCCUGGGGAAGACAAAGAGGCCAAAGCUUCACCUGGAGGAGGACUGGAUGUACUCUAAAAACAGCAGACGUCUGCUUUCAAAUGCCUAUAGCAACACUUUACGUUAAACUUAAUCUAUGAAGCAUACAAAUCAAAAUACUAUGUUAUGGAAAUCAAGUUUUUCCCCUGGAAAAAACAUUUAUAAAAGUCAGUGUAUAAAGUCUACUCCUAAAUUAAAUAUAUGGUCUUUCUCUGUUAGCUUGUCUAAAGUUUGCAAAGGCUUUAAUAUCAAUUUGGACCAAGCCGGUCAAUUACAGCUGGAAGUGAAACUGAAAGGAUUUCAGACAAAUUUGAAUUAAUCUUUAGACAAUGCAUAAAGGUUCUUCAGUUAGAUAAUCUGUAAAAUAUAAGAGAAUAUUAACUGUAGGUAUAGUUGUGUGUAUUGAUGCUUUAGGUCAUUUUUUUUCUACUAGAGUCAGUAAUUUAUGACUAAAUCUGCUAUCUAAAAUUAACAUUUUUAUCCAAACAUGUUUUGCUCCUUAAGAUUAUUUAUGACAUCUAGAAUAUUCCGACCUCUAAUCAUGAAUAACUUGUUUUUAAAAUAGUAAAUUUGGAGUUUGAGUAUCUUUGUUUAUGUACACACAAUUAUUCACUAUGUUAAUGUCUUCCUUUUGGUAGCUCUCCAAAAGGAAGACUCUUUACUAUGUGAACUCUGCAUCCUGUUGGCCGACGCGUUUCUGUCUUUACCUUCAAAAUCAACAUGUUUCACAUCUUCAAAUACAACAAAAACAGAGCUGGCACUUUUCCCUAAGAGUAGAUUGCAUGUUAAAUAAAUUAGGCUUCAAAAAAGUAGUGAAUGAGGUUUAUUCAUAAAUCACAUUUAUAGUAGAACAACUUUUAAAUGAUCAUUAAUUUAUUUUUAAUUCACAAUUCAUGCCAUAAAAAAGUGGACCCACUUUAAAUCACCAAAAUAUUUAGUGCUUACAAACGUAACCGUUUAAAGUAAAGUGUUGCUGCCUUUCAGAUUCAGAUCCCUCGUUAAUCUUUAGUUCUUCAACGUGACGAUUUUAAACUCUGCAUCUCAAACGAGACGAUCUGAAAGCACUGACAUGUCUGACAAACGUAACCUGGAGCUACAGCCGCCGCAUCGCAGGAAGUGGUUUCUUCAGCAGGACAAGUGGGUCCGGCUGGCUCUUCAGCAUUUCGUUCUGCACAAUGAUGCCUUUCUUGUUUCGGAGCAUGUGAGAGACUUCCUCUGGUUUCAAGGCUUUGGCACGCUGUUGCUCUGGAAGGAGAGCUGCAGUCGAUGACACAGUAUUUUUCCUGAGUCGCCAUGGCAACUGGAAAACUGCCUGACUUCACUUGACUCUUGCAAACAGACAGAAAACUUGGCGAUACUCAACAUCCCUCAGACUAAGUUUUAUUAUUAGUAUUAUUAUUAUCAAACUACUGGGCACUUUAUUCUUUAUGUUCCUUUUGUCACAACUAUCUUUUAUUCAUAAUGCUUUUAAUUUAUGUUGCUAUUUGUUUAUGUAUUUAUUUCUAACUGUAUGACAACCUGUUUACUGAUACAUUGCAGAAGUAUGAUGACAUAAUCAUACUGCUACUGGAAUAAAAACCAAGUCAGAAAACUUCUCUUCUCUACCUGUAAAGAAGUUUUGACCUACAUUCCAAUAAAAGUCUUAAAAAUACACAAAAUAAUCACAUAACUUCACAAUUUUAGUUUUGUCUUUUUUCUUAUAAAAGUAUUCUAGUUAAAGCCUAAAGUUAAUUUUAUUUUAUUGGGAAUAUAUGUGGUUUAUUGCAAAUUUAAUGCAAUUUCUUCAACUGUUCUGAAUGUUUAUGAACUUAAAAAAAAUAAUCUUUUUUAGGUAUUUAGAACAUCAAAAUAAACUAUCACUUUUGAAUGCUGAUUAAGUGAAAAAAAAAUGUAAUAUCAAUUAAGACCCAACAUCCAGUGUAAGAGAUAUUUGAUCAGAUCUAAAUUAAUAAGAUAAAUAAAAGAAAAUUGUUGCAAUAUGUAUUAACUAACACAAAGUAGAAGAAAACAAAAUUUAAAUACAAAAACCUUUUUCUCCUUGGUGCUUCAACUUAAAUCAUUCAAUGUCUUCCACUUUAUGUCUGUUUUCAUUUUAAUUGCCUUUUGUAAGGCAACAAAUCUUAUUUAAAAAAAUAAAUCAUUUCAGUAGCAAGAAGCAAACUGAUAAUAUAAAAUACAAAUAAAAUCCACAAGGCUCCAGUGACGUCCGGGAACACCCUGCUAUGGAAGCGACCUUACAGCAAAUGUUUGCUUUUUAUUCUGUAUGGAGCAAAAUGCAAAUUACUGGAGAUUCUCUGCAACAGUUUCCUCUCUGCCCCACAUGCAUGCUCAAUUCAAAAAGUUACAAUCCUGCAAUAAACACACAGGGGUGACAAAUCAAGUUACUUUAUUGGCAAUAUGUUGAAACCUCAUUAUAAAAUCCUGGUUAUAUACAAAUCCCAGCAUAGCCGAGCGUUUCUGCAUGACGGUUUUAGUAAAUGCUACUUUAGUCCAAGAGUUUGGUGAGAAAUCCAACUUUAAAAACAAACCUCCACAUGUCAUUGUAACUGUGAGUGACCAGACAGAAAGGCCACUUUAGAGGGUAAAAACCCUCAACAUGUGCUUCUUAUAUUGUAACAAUGCGACAUUGAACAAACUGAUAGAAAUACAAACAAAGCUUCGUAUUAUUCAACACGUUGCUCUGAAUGAUCUGCACAGCUAAUGAAAAGAAAGUAAUCUGGAAAGUUCAUCUAAA
Molecule: messenger RNA, 4433 nt
Organism: Xiphophorus couchianus (Monterrey platyfish)
Lineage: Eukaryota; Metazoa; Chordata; Actinopteri; Cyprinodontiformes; Poeciliidae
Gene: sytl3
Product: synaptotagmin-like 3
Exons: 14
Coding region: 377-1669 (430 amino acids)
Biological process (GO): exocytosis; intracellular protein transport
Cellular component (GO): plasma membrane; exocytic vesicle
Molecular function (GO): neurexin family protein binding; small GTPase binding
Source: RefSeq, a predicted model, not a curated record